AUGUUUCGUGAAUCUUAUGAAAGACGUUUACUGCAACAAUGCAGCCCGGUGAACAGGAAACAGGGAGUGCUGGUCCGGCCAGAGUACAUGGACAGAUAUAUCCCCUACAGGCCGGGUAAUAAUUGGCAAACCAGCUUUCAAGCAAUCCGCAGAGGCACAGAAAACCAGCCCACCAAGAAGGCACGUGGUGACGGCACCGCGGGCGACGGUACGGGCGGUGGGCGGGACCAUCUCGCGUACGGCUGCUUACUGAGGAACGAACUCUUGGGUGCGGAGAUCGAAGAGCUGAGAGGGCCCCCCAACAGUUGCGCAGAGGGCAAUAGGGCAGCCUUGGGCGCGGUGCAGUUGGCUUCGGCCGCCAAAGCCGCUCUGGCAUACUCCCCACCAGUGUUCAGAUUCAGAGCGCCUGGACAUAAAUCAGAAGAAAACAUAGAUCCAUCACCGUACAGCUUAUCGCCGGUGUCAGCCAAAUCGCAGAAACUGCUGCGAUCCCCCAGGAAGGCAACGAGGAAGAUCUCACGGAUUCCGUUCAAGGUUCUGGACGCGCCGGAGUUGCAGGACGACUUCUACCUGAACCUGGUGGACUGGUCCGCGCAGAACGUGCUCAGUGUCGGCCUGGGGAGCUGCGUCUAUCUGUGGAGCGCUUGCACCAGUCAGGUUACACGACUAUGUGACCUGUCUUCAGAAGGGAACGCCGUCACAUCUGUGGCGUGGGGCGAGAGGGGCCACCUCGUCGCCGUCGGAACACAGAAGGGACACAUCAGCGUGUGGGACGUCAGUGUCAAUAAAGAGGUGACGAAAUUACAAGGUCACAUAGCUCGGGUUGGUGCUCUGGCGUGGAACGGCGACAUUUUGAGCUCGGGUUCACGGGAUCGGCAUAUACGACAGAGGGACACGAGAACACCACCGGUGCAAUCGUCCAGGGUUCUACAAGGGCAUAGGCAAGAAGUGUGCGGUCUGAAGUGGUCGCCGGAUGGCCAAUCGCUCGCGUCCGGCGGUAACGACAACAAACUCUUCGUUUGGUCUAUGCACUCCACAUCCCCGGUGCAGACGUACUCGUCGCACGUGGCGGCGGUGAAGGCGAUCGCGUGGUCGCCGCACCAGCACGGUCUGCUGGCGUCAGGCGGUGGCACCGCCGACCGCUGCAUCCGCUUCUGGAACACUCUCACCUCGCAGCCGAUGCAGUGCGUGGACACCGGGUCCCAAGUGUGCAAUCUGGCGUGGUCGAAACACUCGAGCGAGUUGGUGUCAACGCACGGAUACUCGCAGAACCAGAUCCUAGUGUGGAAGUACCCUUCGUUAACACAGGUAGCCAAACUGACGGGUCAUUCUUACCGAGUGCUAUAUCUGGCUCUAUCGCCGGACGGCGAAGCAAUAGUCACCGGCGCCGGAGACGAAACGCUACGGUUUUGGAACGUAUUCUCCAAAACUCCAUCGCAUAAAGAAAACAAGAGCGUUCUAAACCUAUACACUGCACUUAGAUAA
Molecule: messenger RNA, 1485 nt
Organism: Chilo suppressalis (striped riceborer)
Lineage: Eukaryota; Metazoa; Arthropoda; Insecta; Lepidoptera; Crambidae
Source: the annotation of a GenBank genome assembly